UCUCUACCAGGGAAAGAGGAGAUGAGCCCUCCAUCUAGUGAGCUCAAUGGAUACUUUGUUGAUAGCUACGCAGAUAGCAAGAAGAAGAACAAGUUACCUGCUUCUCGCCAUCAGGAGGAGCUCUGUUUAGUGUGUGAAGAUCGAGCAUCAGGGUACCACUAUAACGCCCUUACCUGUGAAGGGUGCAAAGGUUUUUUUAGACGAAGCAUCACACGAAAUGCAGUCUACCAGUGCAAGUAUGGUAAUAACUGUGUAAUUGAUAUGUACAUGAGGCGGAAAUGUCAAGAGUGUAGGUUAAAAAAAUGUUUGAACGUUGGGAUGCGGCCAGAAUGUGUGGUGCCCGAGCACCAGUGUGCCAUCAAGCGGGAAUCAAAGAAAAUACAAAAAGAGAAAGAUAAGCCUAACAGUACAACGAGAGACAGUGUUUGUGAAAAGAAUGAUAGAAGUAACCAUGUGAAGCCGCUGGAACCCUCUCAGGAGGAGAUAAUUAACAAGCUAGUAUUGUUUCAAGAAGAAUUUGAAUCUCCAUCAGAAGAAGAUUUGAAAAAGAUUUCUGUAAGUUUUAUAACGGUCACAUUUUUGAAAAUACAGAAGCGUGUCAAAUUUGCCAGAAAAUUCAGAUUAUCAGGAUUUAACAAAACACUGAUAAAGAAAAAACUGAUUUUUGCUUUCCAGGCGUGUUCUAGUGAAGUGAUGAUGUUACGAACAGCUCGGAAGUAUGACGGAAAGACGGACUCGAUUGUAUUUGCUAACAAUCAACCGUAUACAAGAGAGAACUAUCGUAGUGCUAGCGUUGGAGAUUCGGCUGAUGCCCUCUUCACCUUUUGUCGAAAGAUGUGUCUUUUGAAAGUUACCAAUGCAGAAUAUGCUCUGCUUACAGCUAUUGUUAUCUUUUCAGAGCGUCCUUACUUACUGGAACCCAUUAAAGUAGAAAAAAUUCAGGAAUUUUACAUUGACGCUCUUAAGGCAUAUGUGGAUAACUACCGUCCUCCUGGGAAAAACUACUUUGCUAAGUUAUUAUCUGUUCUCACUGAGCUCCGAACUCUGGGUAACAUGAACUCAGAGAUGUGUUUUUCCCUCAAGGUUCAAAACAAGAAGCUGCCUGCUUUUUUAGCAGAGAUCUGGGAUGUCAUGGAGUAAAUGUUUCUAUCGAUCAAAACAUUCAAGUCAUUCCGUGAAGAUCUGGGAUGUCAUGGAGUUAAUUUUUCUAUCCAUCAAAAGUCAUUCCGUGAAGAGUAGUUACUCGUACAUCAUGUUCUGUCAUUGCAGUCCAAGCUGUUGCCUUUGUUCCACAUUUGCUAAUCCUUGAUAUUAUACAUUAUAAAACUAGCUUCCAGUACUGGUGCUCCAGUUGUCUUUUACACUACGUUUAUAGGUAAUAUCACCAAACCACUGUUAGAUGGUGGUUAGGCAACACAUCAGAAAAAGCCUUCUGUUUCUUGAAGUAAAGGUUGUGAUUUUGUCGUUUGACAAAGCAUGAGGUUCUAAACUUAUUUUCUAGAAGAACCAUAGUUCUAAAGGCAACGCACAAGAGAUGUAAGCAGAAGUGUAAAUUCAGCCUGACCACUCACUUGCCUGAAGUAUUCACCCGAUUUGUUACUGGUGCCCUCGUAACAACAGGUGGUAAUUUAUAGAAUAAGUGGAUCAGUUGUGUUUUGUAUUAACAAACUUUCUGUCAGUCUGAUGAUGCUUAUCCAUAGGGUCACCACUAUCAUCAUCAUCUUCGUCAUAAGGUUUUAGCUAUGUCGAACUUUUGAGACUCACUCUUAAUGGCUGGUCCCAGGAUGAGAUCCGAUCAAAGAAUAUUUUCAAUUGCAGCACAUGAAGAGAUGAACAUAACUCACAUUUUUGAGCCCAGUUGCAUGCUUAGGUUUUAGAAAACCUUUUGAUACAGUGAAGUAUAUAAUUCUGAAACAGGAUAUUUGAACUUGAGUUAUCUUGUGAUUGAAGUUAUUAAUGAAAUUCCCAUUGUAAUGUCACCACAACUUUCAUUGUUGUUUCUGCGAUUUUGAGAAAAAGUACUUUUAUAUAAUUAAGCUAGCUUGUUUUUUGAAUGUCAUUCAGUGCUGAUAUAGAAGUAUUGUAAUUUGUAUUUGCUUCUGACAGAGAAAUGUUUCUUCCAAGUUUUGUUACAGGACAGUGAUUUAUGUCUUCAGUUGUUAUCAUAAGUGUAAAUAUACGAGCUAGUUGUUAAGGGAUAUUUCUAGUGGAAUGUUUAUUGAAGUAGAACUAGCACCAAUGAUGUUGAAACCCAAGCUUUAGAACUUAUAUGAAGUUUUCUUUGUUUUAAUAGCUUAAAAGUAGCAAUAAAACUUACAGAUUUCAAAGUGUUUUAUUUUGUACCUAAUUUUAUAUCGUGAAUGAGUUACUAAAAUUAAGAAUGAAAAAAAACGAGUGGAAUAUGACUAAGAAUAUAUGCUAGAUAUUUUAAAAGAUGCACCAUGAAAAUAUCAGAAACGUUCGUGGCUAAACAAAUGUAUAUUAUGGUGAAUGAGUUACUAAAAUUAAUAAUGAAAAAAACGAGUGGAAUAUGACUAAGAAUAUACGCUAGAUAUUUUAAAAGAUGCACCAUGAAUAUUAGAAACGUUCGUGGCUAAACAAAUGUAUAUUAUGAUUCAGAUUCUGUCUACCAGUAUUACCGUACAUGUUUUUUUUCUUGCAGUCUUGUCCUUCAAGAAAAUAUCAUAAUUGAAUAAAAUUACCAGUGGAUAAUAUUUGUGAAAGACAUAAUAUGUAACCUAAUGUGUUAUAGUAAAUAAUAUGAAGUUUAGUACUUGAAUUGUUUACCAACCAUACAGUGGUAAAUGUAGACAUUUCUUCAAGAGAACUUCAUUGGCGUGGUAUAUUAAUAGAAAAGCUGACACCAGAGGCUUUGAGGAAAGUAUUUAUUGUUUUUUGAUCUAACGAGAUCUCACUGUGAUAAAGUGAUAAAACAAACGAACUUCGGUACAAACAAAAAAGUGUUUUUGAUCUGAUAUAUUUAAUAGGUGAUGGAUAUAACUAGUAGUCUUGUUGAGAUGUUAUUUUUUACUACUAAAAAAAUUAAAACUCGAUAAACGACCAAGAUCUUCUAUAAAGAGCUGAGUUCUCUCCUCUUCCUUGCUGGGUUGGCUGAACUUUAUACGGUGUGUAUCAACUACCAGGUUUGUGUACUUAAAGGUUAAUAAGAUGUUAUAUACUGUUAAUUAUUUUGAGAAUUUAUUGUUUUGUUGUUGGUCUUUCAGUACUUUAUGAAGCAAAAUAACGAAAGCAAAGAUGAAAAACGAAAUUGGUAGAUUACUACCUAAUAAUUAAGCAGGGUAAAAGUCAACCAGUUAAAACAGAAAACUGGGUACUAAGGAAAAACAGGGUAACAAUCACACAGGUUUGAAUAAAAAUGGUUACCAAAGUUAUAGUGAGUAAGAAAAACUAUAUAGACAAGACAUAUUGAUGGAGAGAAGGAAUGAGCUUACAGUUUGAGGAGGAUGUUGAAAAUAUCUCAAAAUGAGGAGCAGAUUUGUGAGAAACUUUUCAUUUAAACUCUGAAGCCAGAUAUAAACCAGUGAAAGUUAUUUCUACUUCUCAUCUAUUCAUUAGCUCAUUCUUUCCUUUUGUUUUACUGUUUCUCUUUAAGCUGGUUCUUUUUGUAAGAUGUGAUUAAAACUUUGAAGUUGGCUAUAAAUCGACAUAAUCUGUUUUACUGUUUCUCUUUAAGCUGGUUCUUUUUGUAAGAUGUGAUUAAAACUUUUAAGUUGGCUAUAA
Molecule: messenger RNA, 3741 nt
Organism: Limulus polyphemus (Atlantic horseshoe crab)
Lineage: Eukaryota; Metazoa; Arthropoda; Merostomata; Xiphosura; Limulidae
Product: ecdysone receptor-like
Exons: 6
Coding region: 22-1140 (372 amino acids)
Biological process (GO): cell differentiation; ecdysone receptor signaling pathway; negative regulation of transcription by RNA polymerase II
Cellular component (GO): nucleus
Molecular function (GO): ecdysone binding; nuclear receptor activity; RNA polymerase II cis-regulatory region sequence-specific DNA binding
Source: RefSeq, a predicted model, not a curated record